CUGCAGUAGUCAGUCGGCGAACAAGCUCCGGCGUAUAUCGAUCGAUCUUCUUUCCAAGAGCGAUACCUGUCCGAGAUGAGAUUGCAGUGCCUGUUGCUUCUGGUGCCACUCCUGGCGCUGGUGCUCUGUGGCCAGGUCCUUGGCCAGGAGACGCCAUCGCAAGCCACGGUCACAACGAAAGAUGCUGCCGAGCAGGAGAUCACUGGCAAUGGCACAGCCGCCGACACGAGGCCACGCUUUCCCACUGAGGAAACGAUUCUCGGCCAGAUGCCGCCCAUCACACCAAUCCGCAGCGGAGUGCCCUCCAUAGAUGCUUUCUACUUGCUCUUCCCCGCCUUGGGCAGCCUCCUGCGCUGGGGAGCGCUCUUUCCGGCUCAAUCGGUCCUAGGCGCCGUGCCCGAUUCCCUCCAGCCGACGGCGGCGGCAUCCAAGGUAGUCCUAGUCCUGGCCGACGAUCCCACAGCCAAGACUCGUGUCACCCGCCAGGAUACACCACCAGCGCCGAACGCAUUCGGCCAGUUGCUGGCCCAAAUGCCGAACCCAAACUUUGCCCAAGGCUGGAUGAAUCCAGCGAACUUCAAUCCGGAUAGCUUUAACCUCGGACAGAUUGCCCCCAAUGUGGGCCAGGCUCUUACCACUAUGCAGCUGCCACCAAUGCCGCAAUUCGGAUUCGAGAACAUCUUGGGUGCAGCUCCUCCACCGCCGCCAGCCGUUGUGCCGCCACCCCCCGCAGAACCUGCCCCGCCAGCAGCCCCAGCCGCCGAUGAACCAGCUGCCCCAGUGGCAGCUCCGAAUCCCUUCUCGUUUCUGACUCCCAACAACUUUGAUGUCAAUCAAUUGCUGGGUCAGGCCCAGCAGGCCCUGCCACCAAUGCCACCGAUGCCAGCGAUGCCCAGCAACGUGGAUUUCUUCAGCAAUCUGCGACAGAUGUGGCCGGGAGCACCGCCCGCCAGUCCUGGCCCUGCGCCCGGCUCUGAUGGCCAGGCCUCGGACAUAUCCGAGGUGCGAGUUAGGCCCGAGGCGGCCGACUCGCAGGAGAACGCCCUGGAUGACAAGGAGCGGGUGCCAUUGCUCUGGUUUCGCAUGCCCAUGAACCGUCAGGGCGAUGAAGGCGAGGCCAAGCCGCUGGAGGAUCUGCGGGUCGAGGCGAAGCUGAGAGCGUUCGAGCGCCAGGUCAUUGCGGAGCUGAAGAUGCUCCAACAGAUUGAACGCGUGGCCAAGGAGAUGCGCUCGAGCGCCACUUCCAGCAGUGGUAGCCCUUAUAAAGUCUCCUAUCCUCUGAGUCGCACCCCCGUCCACAAAAUCACACGGGCGGACAUUGAGCGGGCCCUGCGCGAUGACUACGUCCGACGUCUGCUCCAUAAGGAGGCGCAGCGCAAGUCGCGCGCCAACCACGCCGCCUUCAAGCGCCAGACCAUGCCCUCGGAGGCGUCCAUGUCCAAGGAGGAUAUUGUGAAGAUCAUGGCCUACGCCUACCGCAUGGCAACAGAGCAGCAGUCGGCAGCCCAGGAGAAGAGCAAAGAGGACAAGAUCUAUGCCGCCUACCGAGCCACUGGAGAGGCGCAAGGGAAACCAGAGAAUCCGCAAAUGAUGCAGCAUCAGCAGCGACAGAUGCAGCAGCAGCAGCCCAUGCCUCAGAUGCAGCAGAGGCAGUGGGAAGCUGAGCAAAACGAGGCCAAAAUUCAACAGAAUCCCAUGAUGAUGCAGCAGAGACAGUGGGAAGCCGAGCAAAACGAAGCAAAAAUGCAACAGCAGAGGCAGAUGAUGGCGGAGCAACAACAGCAACAGAACCCCAUGAUGAUGCAGCAGAGGCAGUGGGAAGCCGAGCAAAACGAAGCAAAAAUGCAACAGCAGAGGCAGAUGAUGGCCGAGCAACAGCAGCCCAUGACGAUGCAACAGAGGCAGUGGGAAGCCGAACAAAACGAGGCCAAACUGCAACAGAACCCCAUGAUGAUGCAGCAGAGGCAGAUGAUGGCGGAGCAUGCCCAAAUGCAGCAGCAGCAGAUACAGAGGCAGAUGAUGGCAGAGCAUGCGCAAAUGCAACAGCAGCCCAUGAUGAUGCAGCAGCGAAUGGAGCAGCAGCCGAUGAUGAUGAUGCAACAGCCCGUGCGUAUGGAGCAGCAGCCCAUGAUGAUGCAGCAGCGACAAAUGUCGAUGGCGCCUCCGCAAAUGCAACAGAAUCCCAUCAUGCAGCAGCAGAGGCAGUGGGAAGCUGAGAAAAACGAGGCCAAAAUGCAACAGAAUCCCAUGAUGAUGCAGCAGAGGCAGUGGGAAGCUGAGAAAAACGAGGCCAAAAUGCAGCAGAAUCCCAUGAUGAUGAUGCAACAGCAAAGACAGAUGACAAUGGAUCCCAUGCAAAUGCAGCAGCUGGACAUGAGGAUGCAGCUCAAGAAUGAGGAUCCAAUGCAUGCAGCCCGUCAGUGGGGCGAGCCCCAAGGUGAGGGCCAACAGGAGGGUGCCAACGCAGGAGAAGAAGGUGAAUCGCUGCUGGGCGAGGCAGAGCCGCAGAUGCCGGAGGUACCUGGCCAGGCACGCCACAAAGGAGUCGAUGUUCUGGGCCUGGGCGGCAACAAGCGCAAGAAGUCCAAGCAUGGCCAAGGAUCGCCCACUGUGAUCAACUACUAUGCCGUACAGCAGCAGCAGCCGCGUCCACAGCCGGUGCCCAGCUAUGGUACCAGCUACGGUGGCGGCGGCUACGGAUCGAAUGCUUAUGGAGGCGGCGGCUACUCGAGCUCCGGCUACUCGAGCUCCGGCUAUCGGGCUGCCCUGGGCAAUGAGGAGGUCGACGAGAUGCUGCGACAGCACCAGACGAUGGCGAGGACAAUAAAUCCCGGCAAUCCCAACGGAGUGCAGCAGCAGCAGGAGCGAAGCGUUAACCAGACGACCCCACAGACGACGCCACCAGCAACACCGCAACAGCGACUACACAAAAGUCAAUCAUCAGCAUCAACCGCAUCUGAAUCCGCAUCCGCAUCCGCAUCUGAGACCGAGUCCGAUCCAACUCUGGGCUCCAAAUACACCUACAGCGAGGGGCUAUUGCAUCCGUAUAUGGGUCUUCUGCCAGUGUCCCGACCCGACGAUCCCUGGACCCACAAGGCUUACGAUCCCCACCAUGCCCUGUACACUGGCGGCGGCAGCUAUGCGGCCUACCUCAAGGACAGCGAUGGGCGGCGUCGCCGGGAUACGCACAUCAUGCCCCAGAUUCCGCAGCAGCGAAGCCUACUCACACCCGACAUGCUGGAGCGCCUGUUGCGCAUCAAAAUCGAGUUCCAGCGACGCUUUCCCCAUCUUUACAAGACCAUGCUCAGCCACCACACCAACCAGACCCGCGUAGAGGUCCAGCCACCGUUACUGGGGAGGAAGACAGCCGCAAAGAAACGCAAACCCAAGUAUGAGUCGGAGGAGGGGCCCGUUUACGAGCUGGGGGCCGCCGAGCGGGGACUUUUUGAGGAGGAAGAGGAGGAUCAAGCGGAGGCAGAAACUGAGGUGGAGGAUAUAGAACCGGACCUGGAUCUGAAGGAGAGCCAAGAGUCGAGCGAUCCCAAAAACAGCAACAACAACACCAACAACAACAACGACGACGACGAUGAUAUGGACAACUCUGGCAGAAAUGAUCAGGAUGACAACGAACUCGAUUACUUUAGAUUCGAUGAUGAUACGGAUAAUGUUGAUGAUUCGUCUUUUGUUAUUCCAAAAUAAAACAAACCAACAUCUUUUAGUGAAAA
This is a messenger RNA of Drosophila pseudoobscura, 3725 nucleotides long. RefSeq names its product defective chorion (gene dec). NCBI's taxonomy places the organism in Eukaryota, Metazoa, Arthropoda, Insecta, Diptera, Drosophilidae. The transcript is spliced from 5 exons. The record is from RefSeq and is a predicted model, not a curated record. Gene Ontology annotation, biological process: chorion-containing eggshell formation. Gene Ontology annotation, cellular component: extracellular region; egg chorion. Bases 76 to 3699 code for a protein of 1207 amino acids. Gene Ontology annotation, molecular function: structural constituent of egg chorion.